CGUCUUAGUGUUUCUCAAAUCAUCCAUGGCAACCAAAAAUCAAGAUGAAGAUCAUCAGCUUCAUAUUGUUAUGGUUCCUUGGUUAGCUUUUGGUCAUUUAAUACCAUUUCUUGAGCUCUCGAAGUCCUUGGCUAAGAUGGGUCAUCGUAUCUCUUUUAUCUCUACUCCUCGAAAUAUCCAAAGACUUGUUAAAAAUCAAUCGUCUUCUCCCUUCAUCAACUUCGUUUCCAUUCCAUUAGCUAAAGAUGAAAACUUACGCGACCAAGCAGAGGCCACAAUCGACCUUCCUCUAGACGAAGUUCCAUAUUUGAAGAAAGCUUACGACAGUCUGGAAGGUCCAGUGUCCAUCUUCCUUGAAACUUCAAGACCGGAUUGGAUUAUUUACGACUUUGCUCCUCACUGGUUGCCGCCCAUCGCAUCAAGGCUAGACAUUCCUUGUUGCUUCUUUAGCAUAUUCAAUGCAUCCGUUAACUGUUUCUUCGGGCCUCCAUCGCGUCAUACAGAGAGUGAUAAAGAUGAUUCUGUCAGUAGGAACAGGAAAAUGCUGGAGGAUUUCACUGCUACUCCCAGUUGGAUCCCGUUUCCAACUAAUUUGGCUUUUCGAAUGCAUGAAAUACGUAAAGUUUUCGGCAGUAUUCAAAUAAACGUUUCAGGAGUCUCGGACGGACGUCGCUUUGCAUGUACCAUACAAGGCUGUGAAGUCGUGGCUAUUCGGAGUUGCAUGGAAUUUGAAUCCGAGCAUUUGGGUCUUCUUGAAAAGCUUUUCGAAAAACCAAUCAUCCCAGUAGGCUUACUCCCUCCAUCACCAGAUGUGAAUGACGAAGAUGACAAACAUGAAGAGUGGAUGAAGAUGAGGGAGUGGCUCGACAAACAAGAGAAAAAAUCAGUGGUUUAUAUAGCUCUGGGAACUGAAGCAGCAUUGACUAAAGAAGAAACGUCAGAGUUAGCUCUUGGUUUAGAGUUAUCUAAUAUACCAUUCUUUUGGGUACUAGGAAAACCAACGGGAUCAACUGACGACCCUUCAAGUAUGUUGCCAGAAGGGUUUGAAGAGAGAACAAAAGGAAAAGGAUUCCUGUGCUUCAGCUGGGCACCUCAAAUGAGGAUACUGGGACACCCAUCAUUGGGAGGUUUCUUGACUCAUUGUGGAUGGAGUUCAGUUAUUGAAGCACUUGGAUUUGGAUGCCCUUUAAUUCUAUUGCCAGUAAUAAAUGAUCAAGCACUGAAUGCAAGAACUUUGGUUUGGAAAAAGGUAGGAUUAGAGAUUGAACGGGAUGAAGAAGAUGGGUCUUUCACAAGGGAGGCAGUUGCGAAGUCGUUAAGGACAGUAACGGUGGAUGAAGUAGGGGAAACGUAUAGAGCCAAGGUUAAGGAAAUGAGACAAGUUUUUGGCAAUAAUUUAUUGCAUGAUGGGUACGUGGAGAGAUUUUCUCAGUAUCUCAAAGAGCACAGACGGUCAAACGCCGACAAAUUAGUUAAGAAUUAGUUAGUGCCUCAGAUUUUGAAAGUUGGAAAGGUGCCUCCACCAAAGACUUUAUUUGUUUAAUUAUUUUUAUUUUUUGAUCGACAGAAGAUACGUGAGUCAUCAUUAAUGUAUAUUUGUGUUGUCACAUAAUGGUUUCUUUUUUUUCCUAAGAAAAAGAAUUUUAUUAAAGAAGAGAAUUACAUUUCAGAAUC
This is a messenger RNA of Papaver somniferum (opium poppy), 1674 nucleotides long. RefSeq names its product putative UDP-rhamnose:rhamnosyltransferase 1. The record is from RefSeq and is a predicted model, not a curated record. The transcript has a single exon. Lineage: Eukaryota; Viridiplantae; Streptophyta; Magnoliopsida; Ranunculales; Papaveraceae. The coding region runs from base 26 to 1483 and encodes 485 amino acids. Gene Ontology annotation, molecular function: UDP-glycosyltransferase activity.